Molecule: messenger RNA, 1047 nt
Organism: Pygoscelis adeliae (Adelie penguin)
Lineage: Eukaryota; Metazoa; Chordata; Aves; Sphenisciformes; Spheniscidae
Gene: PM20D2
Product: peptidase M20 domain containing 2
Exons: 9
Coding region: 1-1047 (348 amino acids)
Molecular function (GO): dipeptidase activity
Source: RefSeq, a predicted model, not a curated record
AUGAAGCCUAUAGAUUAUAUGAAGCCUGAAGAUUAUAGGUUGGUUUUCAUUGUAAUUUUGGAAAGAGCGUUGACACCACGUAAACAAAGAAACGAUGAGGAAAGAGAAGAAUUAAGAGAGAAAAAGUUAAAAAACUACAUUACUACUAAUAUAAAAGAUGAAACGCGUCGCGUGCGUGUGCGAUACAGAAGAACACUGAUCACGGUGCUGGGGACGCCUGCGGAAGAACAAGGAGGAGGCAAAAUAGACCUGAUAAACGCUGGAGCGUUUGACGGCCUGGAUGUGGUUUUUAUGGCACACCCCUCGCAGGAAAACGCAGCUUACCUGCCCGAUGUGGCUGAGCACGAUGUGACUGUGAAAUACUAUGGAAAAGCUUCUCAUGCUGCUGCUUAUCCUUGGGAAGGAGUUAAUGCAUUAGAUGCUGCUGUUCUUGCAUACAACAAUCUGUCUGUUUUAAGACAGCAAAUGAAACCGACCUGGAGAGUUCAUGGCGUAAUAAGAAAUGGUGGCGUGAAACCUAACAUCAUUCCUUCUUACACCGAACUAGAGUUUUACUUGCGUGCCCCUUCAAUGAAAGAUCUUUCUGUUCUGACAGAGAAGGUUGAGAACUGCUUCAAAUCUGCAGCACUGGCCACAGGAUGCAAAGUGGAAAUAAAAGGUGGUGAAAAUGAUUACUACAAUGUGCUUCCAAAUAAGAGCCUGCAGAAAGUUUACAAGGAGAAUGGAAAGAAGCUUGGAAUAGAGUUCAUAUCAGAAGACUGUAUCUUGAAUGGUUUGUCAGGUUCCACAGACUUUGGAAAUGUUACAUUUGUAGUCCCUGGGCUUCAUCCUUAUUUUUAUAUUGGCUCUGAUGCAUUGAAUCAUACUGAGCAGUACACAGAAGCUGCAGGGUCACAGAAUGCUCAGUUCUAUGCUUUGCGCACAGCAAAAGCUUUGGCAAUGACAGCACUGGAUGUCAUUUUCAAGCCAAGUCUGCUAGAAGAAGUCAGGGAAGACUUUAGACAGCUUCUCAAGACCCCAUGGAAGGAUAAAAGCACCCAAAUGUAG